AUGGCUGCCGCAAGCGAAAACAUCACGGCCUGGCUUGACUGGGAUGACCACCUUCUGGAUUUUUUGUUGAUCGGAUGGAUAGGAUGGGCAGCCCUAGUUGUUAUGGUGGUCAAUUCUGUACUGACCUUUUUCGGUCCCCUCCAGCCUCGUGGAGACUUUGUUAUACGGACCAAGGAGGGGGCGACUGGGGCGAAAGUAGUAAGUGGAACCGGAGGUGCGGAAUCGUGUCAGUGGUUGAACUCGGCACUCAACUGGUUCUAUCUUCAUUACGAGAAAUUUCCGGAAUUUGUUGAUGUGUGGGUAAAGGCACUCAACGAGCAGAGUGUGAAGUUAGGGGGACCUGUGCAAGUAAAGUUUGAGCGUGUCAAGUCCGGCAGCCUGCCCCCGAAGUUCAGCGAGGUCACUUUUGAAGCUGGUCCCGAGGACAAAUAUGUGGUCACAUGUAAGACCGACUCACGUGAUCUGUCGCUGGCAGUGUUUGCCUCGCAGCAGACGGCGGAGGGUGUUAAACUGACCAAUCUUACUACAAACAUUCUCAAGCUUAAGGGAACAUUGAAAAUGAAAUGCUUUCGGGAAGGAAGUGACAUGAUGGUCAACGUCAGUUUUGAAGGUCGCCCUGAUGUCAAGGUUGUUGGCAAGCCGGUCAAUCCUUAUCAGGACCCCAACGACUUGGUAGAUGUUGGAGUAGUAGAAACAGUUGUAAGAAAUGCCAUCUGCUUGACCUCCUCCAACUUCAACAUCUCCAAGCUGCUGUUGGGAGGGUCGUAUGGGAAUUUGAGCCCCCGGGUCACGGGAGACAUCCCCCUCUCCCCCAGUAACCUGUCUCCCAGGACUGAGGCUGUUUUCGAGCCAAUCGAAGUGAAGGAUGUGCAACAGAGUGCUUUUCAUGCGCCCAGCCUUGCAUCAGCCCCGAGGUCCACUCGUCCUCCUCCAGCCGAGAAACGACUUCUGGUCAAGGUUAUCAAGGCCAGUGCACUAGGCAGUCGAGAUGUUGGCUCCAUUGACCCUACCUGUGUCGUUAUCCUGGACAACCCACCUCAAACCCAGGCCACCAGUGUUGUGAAAAGCACUGUGAACCCUUUCUGGGAUGAACAAUUUCUCUUUGAUGUGACCAGCAACACAAAAGAAAUGAAGUUUGAGGUCAGGGACAGGCGCCAGGGACCAGCCGGGGAAAAAUUCCUGGGUGAGGCAUAUGUUUACUUUGACGAUCUCAAGAAGACACCCAGCAGUCGACAGAUCCUCCCUCUCCAGGGUAGUCCUGAUAUCAGGGGCGACUUUGUCACCGGCACCCUCACAGUCGAGUUUCUUUUUUUAAAUCCAGUAGAUGCAGAAGCUGUCCAACAAACAAUUGCAGCAAUGUCACCAAAACGAACUGUUGAGGUAAACCAAGCUAAAACACCAGGGGGCACACUCGUUACCAAGACAACCACAACAACAGAACGAUCACGUCAUGGCCGACAGGGAGCUGAAGUAGAUGGAUCACCCAAUUACAUUGAGAAGCAUACCAACAUAUACGGUUACGAUGGCUCAGACUCUCAUUCUCUCAACACAAGCACGAACCAACAGGACCGAUCAGUCUCAUCAUCAUCUGAGCAUUUGUACAUUAACGGGGUUGAGUCUGUAGCGGAAACGGCCAUUAGAGAGCUGAUGGAUCGAUCGCGUAAACCACGCACCCCCACCAAAACCAGUACCCUCAUAAUCACGGGGGUUAAAAGGGCUUCUGCCGAGCCAUCGGAAGAGGUAACAGCACCAUCAAGUGUGGUCACUGCCCCACAGGACGAACCGUCCCCAGUACAAGAAACUACAGUCUCUUCUGAACCUGUGGUAGAACUAUUACAGCAAAGCUCAAAUCUUCCUUCUCAUGCUGUCCUGUCUUCAUCACCUCCUAUAUCUGAAUGCUCUUCUAAACCAGAAACUUUGCUCGAAUCCUCUUUCCCCAAAUUCACUCCUAUUGGAAUGCAUCCUCCUGCAGAGGUGAAAACCUUCCCUGAUAAAAAAAAAUCUCCAAGUCCUAUUAUAGAGUCUGAACAUAAAAUUGCAGAAAUGUUACCAGAACCUAUUCCAACGAUUGACUUACUGGACGAAAAUGUCGUCUUUGAAGUUUCGUAUUCUCUUGGAGAAGCUGAUGUUGAACCAACAGAAUCUGAGCUGGAUUCUAGUCAUCCUAUCCUUUCUGACACAGAAGUUAAAUCUGGCCUUGAUGAUUCAGCUGAAAUUCCCGUGGCAUAUUCCUCAGACAUUGAUGAAGGGAAAGCAUUUGAGGCUCCCUCUGUCCUCAUUCCUGACAAAGAUAUUGUGGAGGAGGUAGCCACUAAAGAGGCUCCCCCUGUCCUCAUUCCUGACAAAGAUAUUGUGGAGAAGGUAGCUGUCGAUGAGGCUCCCCCUGUCCUCGUUCCUGACAAAGAAAUUGGACAGGAGGUAGCCACUGAAGAAGCUCCCCCUGUCCUCACUCCUGACAAAGAUAUUGUGGAGGAAGUUGCCACUGAAGAAGCUCCCCCUGUCCUCACUCCUGACAAAGAUAUUGUGGAGGAAGUUGCCACUGAAGAAGCUCCCCCUGUCCUCACUCCUGACAAAGAUAUUGUGGAGAAGGUAGCUGUCGAUGAGGCUCCCCCUGUCCUCAUUCCUGACAAAGAAAUUGGACAGGAGGUAGCCACUGAAGAAGCUCCCCCUGUCCUCACUCCUGACAAAGAUAUUGUUGAGGAGGUAGCCACUAAAGAGGUUCCCCCUGUCCUCAUUCCUGACAAAGAUAUUGUGGAGGAGGUAGCCACUAAAGAGGCUCCCCCUGUCCUCAUUCCUGACAAAGAUAUUGUGGAGGAGGUAGCCACUGAAGAAGCUCCUCCUGUCCUCACUCCUGACAAAGAUAUUAUGGAGAAGGUAGCCGUCGAUGAGGCUCCCUCUGUCCUCAUUCCUGACAAAGAUAUUGGACAGGAGGUAGCCACUGAAGAUGCUCCCCCUGUCCUCACUCCUGUCAAAGAAAUUGAACAGAAUGUAGAUGUCGACGAGGCUCCCUCUGUCCUCAUUCCUGACAAAGAUAUUGUGGAGGAGGUAGCUGUCUAUGAGGCUCCCUCUGUCCUCACUCCUGACAAAGAUAUUGUGGAGGAGGUAGCCACUGAAGAGGCUCCCCCUGUCCUCAUUCCUGACAAAGAUAUUGGGGAGGAGGUAGCCACUGAAGAGGCUCCCCCUGUCCUCAUUCCUGACAAAGAUAUUGUGGAGGAGGUAGCUGUCGAUCAGGCUCCCUCUGUCCUCAUUCCUGAUAAAGAUAUUGGGGAGAAGGUAGACACUGAAGAGGCUCCCCGUGUCCUCAUUCCUGACAAAGAUAUUGGACAGGAUUUAGCCACUGAAGAUGCUCCCCCUGUCCUCACUCCUGACGAAGAUAUUGUGGAGGAGGUAGCCGCUAAAGAGAUUUCCUCUGUCCUCAUUCCUGACAAAGAUAUUGGGGAGGAGGUAGCCACUGGAGAUGCUCCCCCUGUCCUCAUUCCUGACAAAGGUAGUGAAGAGGGGAAGAAAUUUGAGGUUAUUGACACAAUCGUUGAAGACAGUAUUAAACCAGUGUCUGCUUUGGAUGCUGGAACUGAAAUCGAAUCUACCCAAGACAUUAAAUCUGACACUUUUCCUGAAUCUGACUCUGAUCCUCAACAAGUCAAAGUAACAGAAGAAAUGCUAUCUCCCAUAGAAACAGAACAACAAGAAACGUGUCAAGAAGUUGCUCCUGAUUCUACAUGUGUUGAGAUAGUAACUCAUUCACGGUCGCCUUCCCCUUACGGGGAUGACAGUUCCUGCUCAUCAUUUCAUGAUGAUGAGUACAUCUCUCAUUCAUCAACUGAAGACUUAACUGAAGGCGAAUCUGCACAUUAUUUCAAAUCUAAGCAGGUUGAUGAUGAGACUUCGGAACCUCUAGAGUUCUCUACUGACUUAACGCCUGAGACAUGUGAAACUAGCGUGACGAUGGAACAAACAGAAGAAGAUUCAGAGGCAGCACAGUAUGCUGCAGUUGAAUCAAAGGUGUUCAAGCCAGAGGGUCAGGAAGAGGUCAAACUCACACCCAAGCAAUCAGAAGGACCAGUUGAAGCUGAUCCAUCUGAAAUAAUGGAGACUGACCUGGUAAAAGAACCUGAGUUGGUAAAAGAAACUGAGGCUGCAUCUGAACAAGUAAAAGAAAUUGAUACUGAACAGGUUAAAGAAUGUGAAUCUGAAACUAUAGAACAUGAGCCAGUCACAACUAAGGUCAUCACACCUGAACCAUCAGGUGACCUUGAACUGGUAAAAGAACCUGAGUUGGUAAAAGAAACUGAGGCUGCACCUGAACAAGUACAAGAAAUUGAUACUGAACAGGUUAAAGAAUGUGAAUCUGAAACUAUAGAACAUGAGCCAGUCACAACUAAGGUCAUCACACCUGAACCAUCAGGUGACCUUGAACUGGUAAAAGAACCUGAGUUGGUAAAAGAAACUGAGGCUGCAUCUGAACAAGUAAAAGAAAUUGAUACUGAACAGGUUAAAGAAUGUGAAUCUGAAAAUAUAGAACAUGAGCCAGUCACAACUAAGGUCAUCACACCUGAACCAUCAGGUGACCUUGAACUGGUAAAAGAACCUGAGUUGGAAAAAGAAACUGAGGCUGCAUCUGAACAAGUAAAAGAAAUUGAUACUGAACAGGUUAAAGAAUGUGAAUCUGAAACUAUAGAACAUGAGCCAGUCACAACUAAGGUCAUCACACCUGAACCAUCAGGUGACCUUGAACUGGUAAAAGAACCUGAGUUGGUAAAAGAAACUGAGGCUGCACCUGAACAAGUAAAAGAAAUUGAUACUGAACAGGUUAAAGAAUGUGAAUCUGAAACUGUACAACAUGAGCCAGUCACAGCUAAGGUCGUCACACCUGAACCAUCAGGUGACCUUGAACUGUCCUCGGAGCCAGAAUUGUUAUCUGCUGACGCUGAAGCACAGCAUUCAGCUGUUACAUCCGAGAUACUUCCUGAAUCAGUGAUCCAUACGAAAUCUGCUCAAAAAGAGCAAACCGAACCUGAACUUAUUGCGCAAACACAAUGUGCUAGUUCAGAGGACUUUGUUAUUACAAAAGUUGAACAGUCAAAAGAAUUAGUAGUGGAGGAGGUUACCACACCCUGCCCUUUGUUACCAACAGAGAGAGUAUUAGCCGCUGAAAAGAUACCCUCAUCAGAGGCAGUGUUAUCUGAAACUAUGCCGAUGGAAACAAUACUGUCUGCCGAUGAUACCACGCAAAGUGAUUCAACAGAUCAAUAUGAGUCCGAAACAGUAAAGCCAGAUGGUGAUACCAUACUAACGGAGGUUGAACCAUCUGAACAAGUUACAGCAGAAGAAACAACUACACCAUGUUCUUCUUUACCGACUGAAAGAUUACUGGCACCUCAAACUGUCCCUGCACAGGAAACAGUUCUAUCUGAGACGCUGCCAAAGGAAACAAAGUUACCAGCAGACGAUCUUGUUAUAAAAACCACAACUGAGAGUGAACUUGUUUUAAGUGAAGUAAAACCAUCUGAAGAAAUAGCUGUUGAAGAGUCGGUUUCUUCCUGUCCUUCAAUGCCAGAUCAGAGAUUACUGGCAGCACAGAAAGUCUCUAAGACAGAGACAGUGUUGUCGGAGACAAUGCCUGAAGAGGCUUCAUUGUCUGUUGAGGGUUCCACUGUCUCUACAUUGGUAUCUGGAGAAACUGAUGGUGCAAGUUCUAUGCCUGUUGUAGAGGUUGAAGAACCAGCAGCUGUAUACACAUCUCUAGAACAGGCAACAUCUUUUGAGGCAUCAGAAGAAUCUGCGGAUUUUAAAGUAAUGACUCAAGGAGAAAUUUCAACAGAAGAUAAAGUUUUACUCACUGACGAAGUCGAGGAUAAUCUUUCAGAAUAUGAUGAUCUACCAGGAAAUAUUCCAACAGAUUAUCUUAUAGAGGAGACGACAGAAGACCUGGAAGAAGAAACUGAACAGUUAGCUAAAUUUCCUAUAGAGGAACUAGCAGAUUUGGACAUUGAACCAGUGGUAACAGAACCUAAAGAGGGAAAAGCAGUUGAAGCUACAACAGCAGCAGAACCAGUGGACCAAUCUGAAGCAGGAUUGGUGGAGGAAGCACAUGGUAAGACAGAACUUCCCACCAGUGAUGGCCAAUUGGAGUCAGAAGACAUGAAGACAGUUAAAACAUCUGAUGAAUUGGCGACUAAUAAGUCACUUCAGUUGGAUCUGGUGUCAACUCCUCUGUUGCAAGAGAUGGAGCAGAUUGCAUCUGACAUGUCCUCCCUUGCAGAGGACAUUUCAAAAAGUCCUGUUCUUGCGUCAGCAGAGAUUCCUAUGGAAAUGAAAGAUUCAACAACAGAUGCUGUUGAUCAGUCUACAACAGAGAAGGACUUCGCAGAUGAGGCACCUUCGACUGUUACUUGUCAUGCAACUGAUGUUUCGAUGGCAAGUGGCAGUUCACAGGAGAUGUCAGUAGAGGAUAUAGAAGGUAGUCCUGUGGAGUCUUUGACUCCUACACCUGAGAAUGAAGAUGGUCUCGAGUUGGAAACACCUACAGUCACAUUGGAAGUUUCUGCUGAAGAAACUGCUUUACAGCUUGUUGAUCCCCAGGUUAAAGAAGAAACUGCCCUGGAAUUCUCUUUAGCCACCAGGGAGAAACUGGCUUCUAUCUCAUCAGUUUCUGAUAUCAUUCAAGACCUUCCUGCUCAUUCUGCAGAAACUGAAGAGGAACCAGUGUUAGGAGCAUCUGCUGUUUCUGUUGAUGUGGUUGGUAUGUCUGAUCCCAUAUCAGAAGAAAUGUCGGCUGUAGAUGAUCUGAUGAAAGAAGUAUCUGGAUAUUCUCCAUCAGAGAUUGAAGGGCAAGAAGUUAUUAUGACUGGGCAAUUUGUUAGUGAGCCUGUCGAUGUGUCUGAACUUGCAGCUGGAGCUUUCACAGUGGAAGACACAAGUUCUCAACCUGCAGAGGGUCUCAAAUUAAAUGUGUUUGUGACCACAGAUCUGGAAUCUUCCACACCUUCUUCUCCACUUACAAAAUAUGAUGUUGUUGAAGACUUGUCAGCUACUAUAGAUGAACCAUUGACUGAUGAGAAAUCAAUCAAGAUGGAUGAAGAAGACACAUCAGAGAAAUCUGCAGAGCCUGAUGUAGUCACACAUGAAGAGAUAACAGCUGUUGGGAGUUUUGAUCUAUCAGCAAAUCUGACUCUGGAAGAAACACAACCUGAUACUUCAAUAACAACUGAAACACAGCCGGAAGCGGAGGUAACCUUGACUCUCCCUGCUGCAGAUUCAGCAACAUCAACAGAAGUGUCCAUCCCCGCACCAGAUGAAACCCCAGAUGUUGACUCUCCUGUAACACGCGCAAUGCUUCGGAGACAAAAUUAUUUGGCAGAGCAGGCUAAAAAAAAAGAACUUUUCGAGGCUUCUGGGCAUAUUAAGAAUAAUGAACCAGUCCAUUCGCAUGAAGCCCCUUUAGCAAUUUUACCUAUUGAUAGUGAAGAAAUUCAGGAUGAGAGUUUACCAACAGGAUCAAAAUCAAAGGAAGUGAAGGUGGCUGCUGCUGUAACACAUGUAGGUAUCAAACCAAGCGAGCAAACUUUUGACAAUAAGCCGAAAACAAUUGUUGUUCAGGUUGAAAGUACAGAGAUUACUGGUCCUCCAAAAGAAAUGGUGUCUGAUCUAAUGUCAGGUCAGAAAAGAGCAAACUCCCCAGAAAGGUAUGGUUCUCUAACACGUCCCUUGAGAGUAUACAAGCAAGUCAGCAGUGACAUAGAGGAUGAUAAUACCAAGGCAAAUCAGAAAAGGGUGGAUGACUGGGUGACAGCGACUACAGAUGAUAUGAUGGUCACGAAUCCAGAGUCGUUGACCGUCCAAACACCAGCUUCUCUCCCAGAGAGUUCCCCAAGCAUUCAACCAACUGAUGAGUCUGUGCAUUCACCAGCGACCGAUAGCGUUCAAAUUACCCAGCAACCUUUGCCAGAAAAUGUCCAAAGUGUUUACAAACCAGGUUUCGUCAUUCGUUCACAACAAACUAACCCUCUACCCCAAACAGAAAAUGUACAGGUCCAGCGUGCUGGUUUUGUCCUACGUCCACAAACUGUAGAAAAUCUUCCCCAAAACCCACAUCCUUUGCCUGAAAGUGCUGGAAAUCCAUACCAACCUGAAUCCGCAGAAAACCCAAAAUCUAAUGUUGAGGAUAUCCAGCUUCCCCCAGAAACCCUUCCAGAUACUGAUGAUGUCCCCGUGCCCGGUCGUGUGUAUCGUCCCAAAACUGAUUACAACACUCUCCCACGUCCCUCAAAAUCCUCCAAAGAUGUGAGUACUCCAAAACGGGCUGGCUCUCUGCCUCGGAGCUCCUCAUCUGCUGAAAAGCAGCGUAAGACAACACAGAGCUCUCCAACAGAGGAGGCAAAUAGUGACAUCCCUACUGUCAAGAUGGACCCUCCUCCAUCUGGCCAGGAUGAAAAAGAGAAAAAGAAAGGCUCCUCCUUAGCCCGUACAAUUAAGAAGAGAUUUUCUCGUUCUAAAAAGCGAUCUAAAAGUGCGGAGCGUAGCCGUGACGACUCGCACCUCCAGCCACCAGGCCAGUCCUAUGGGCAGGCUCAGUCUAAAGAUGAUAUAGAACUAGUGCGAGCCCAGCAAGACACGCCAAGCCUGAAGAAGUCUCGAUCCUUGGGAGGAAGUUUAAAGAAGCUGUUCAGGAGAGGAAGGAAGAGGUCUAGGGAUCGUGGUGAAACAUCCCGAGAAAGCUCUUACUCAAGAUCAUCAACUCGAAAUGCUUCCCAAGGUCCAUCUAGGGAGGGAUCGAUCGGCCGUGGGAGUGGUCAGAGUUCCUCCUUGACCAGGAGUGGUCAGCUUCCUGAACAGAAGGAGAUUGGGCGAAGUCACUGGAGCAAGUCUACGCCACAGUCUACCUCGAAUGAGUAUAUGGAAAGAGGGAUAGAUGUAUCACCACGUCAUGAACCAGGAGAGACAAGUUAUCCUGUACUUCAACAGGAACCUGCAGUCCUACAACCACGGGGCAUGUCGUCACAGGAUCAAGACAUCAGCAAAGGGCACUGGAGUAGACCAAAAUCUGGAGAACAAUUAGACGAAGUCAGACAGAGCUAUGACACAUACAGUGCUCCUCCCGAAGAUGUACGCAAGGGUCACUGGAGCAAGUCAAAGUCGCCACCACGAGCUGGUGCUGUUAUAAUCACAACCCCGAAAAAGGAACCGUUAGAUGUUGUGAGUCCAAGCUAUGAUACCAUGGCGGCACCACCAACCUCAGAUGACAGACUUGAGGUUCGGCGAGGUCACUGGAGUAAGAGUAGAUCUCCAGCUCGAUCUGUAGGGCCGGUGAUUAUAACAACACCUAAACAAGAAGUCCCAGAUGUAGUCCCCAGUUCCACUACAAAAGCUGUGACACCAGAACCUGAAGAGAAGAAAGAAGUCAGUAAGAAACCAGAACCUAAAGAGGUCAAAGAGGUUAUUGUAAAAACAAAGUCUUUAGAGAAAAUAGAACCUAUUCAGCCUACUGAAGACAGUGUGCCUGAACCUGCAGAAGAAGUUCGUAAAGCACACUGGAGUAAGUCCAAGUCGCCAGUUCGAUCAGGGCCAGUCAUCGUAAAAAAGAAAGAGUCAGUGGAGACGGAGGAAAGUGAAAAACCUGAACCUGAAGUGGGUAGUGUACAGGUCGAUGUACGUAGGGGACACUGGAGCAAAUCUAAAUCACCUAGUCGCGAACGUGAACGUAUUGGACAGAUUGUAGUAUCCAAAGAACCUACGGUUGCUGCACCAACUGCAGAGGUUGAUAUACGCAAGGGUCAUUGGACAAAAAGCAAAUCCAAGUCUCCAAAGCGAGAUUCACAUCCCACUGGUGGUGUAGUGGUAUCCGUACCCGAUAGCCAAACACCCAGUCCCGCACAGGUUGAACCUGCCUCUGAAGUCAAACCAUCUCCAACUACGACAGAAUCGUCUGAUGUUAAAGCCAAACCAAAGCCAACGAAAGCCGAACCUGUCAAAUCGAAAACAGUUAAAGUUGUUCCAGUCAAAGCCAAACCUGCCAAAGUUGAACCGGCAGUUGUAGAACCAGUUAAAACAGUUCCUGAAGAGCCAUUCGUCCCUCCACCACCAAGUGCGAAAAAGGGACACUGGAGUAAGUCGUCAAUGGACACAAAACAGCCCACAGGCGGAGGGGUUGUCGUGGUCACAACAGAAGCUGCUGAGGUUCCCGUUACUCCUGUUGAGACAGUGGAUGUCCGCCGGGGUCAUUGGACAAAGCCCAAGACAAAGGCGUCAUGAUUAUAGUCAUAGAAUUUGAGACAAAAAAUAAUAUAUAUCUGUUGGAUAAAUGAUAGAAAAUGUGCAAUGGGAUCCCAGAAUUAUGAGAAAGAAUAACAUGUGUUUGGAGUGGCAGUGCAUAAGCUUGACUCGGACAACUUUCUGAUUACAGAAUACCAUGGUGUUACCAGACUGAAGGGACAGCGAGUGUUGUAAGGAAGCACUAUAUCUCUCCAUGUCUAAAAUAUCUGGUUUUAUUAUUAAUGCAAGUUUGUUAUAACAAAAUCGAUGUCUCACUUUUUUUCUAAUAUCGAUAUUCCCUUUUUAGGUAUCAGCUUAACGUAAAUGACAAAUAUUAUAUAUACGUCAGAACUGUUUGCUCAAAUGGUAACAACUCGUACGUUCAGCCAUUCACUAACUAUAAGAAUGUUCUUUCCGUUACGUAUUUCGCCUUUCGUAUCUUGAGAAAUACUUGCCACCUACCUAAUCCACACUGACGGCAAUAGCUUUCUGUGCUGUGAUGCUAACCAUAUAAAUAUGUCUAUCAUUAUUUGACUAUUUACGCAAAUUCCUCCACUGGAAACCAUCCUGUCAGACAAUCAGUUAAUUGCAUGGAUAAUGUAGCAUUAUGUGAACACUUUUAUUACAAACACAAGUCCCAUUGCAGUUUCCCAAACUCAUCCCGUCCAUCCAUUACCUUUAUUAUUUAAGACUGGUUUUAAAAUAAAUAUUGAUAUAUGACAUUGAGAAAUAUGAUGAGAUAAUAUAAGUUGAUUUUAGUCGUUACAUAUAAAAAAUUAUUAUUCUUUUGUUAUUUGAAAUAGCUGCAGUUUAUUUAUAAGUCUGAUUACAGCCAAUCACAUAGAAAUCCAUUUUACUUCACGAUAUACAAUGUUUGAUAAUUUUGAAAUAUGCAUUGUAUUAUAAAUAUAACACAUCCUAUCGUUAUUUGUUGUUGAAGAUCCAUUCUGUUAUUAUACAAUGAGAUGAAUUGUAUUAUCUGGGUAAUGUUUAAAAGAUGUCGUAUGAUUAUGCAACAUCAUCCUAGGAAUGUUGCAUAUCUACACUUUAAACAUCGUAAGAGAUUUCUCUUUGUUAAAUACUCAUUAUUAAAUAUAUUCCUUUUUAGUCCCUGUUUGUUAUUUCUGUUGAAACAGAAAUAAUUAAUCAUAUCGUUUCGUUUAUAUUUUGUUAACAUAUCCUUACAUUAUAUUACCACAUCCUAGCUUACUUCCUAGUCUCGUUUGUUCAUCCAAUAGAUGUCUGUUGAUUGGUUGGAUCCUCUCAGGCCUUAAGUUUGAUAAUUUGUGUACAUGUGUGUGAUUUUUCAGUAAUGGUAAGUUUGAAAGUAAUUAUGUUGUUAAUGCUUUGUAUUCAUAGAAACAAUAGUGGUUUUAAUGUCUAUUUAUUCUAUAUACAAAUAUGCUGUAAAAUCGUAUAUUUUCGUUGGGCUCAAAUUUCGUGAUUUUUGCUAAAACGUGCAUUUCCGCUGGCACUUGAUUUCGUGGAUAAAUCUUGCUCACAAAAUCCACCAGAACUAAAAUCCGUGUGAAUUUUUAUCAGUUUAUCUCUUAAGGACAUAUAAAUUUGUAGAUUAAGAGUAACCGCGAAUUCAACGAAAAUAAAAUAAUCACGAACAUUACUGAUUUCGCAGUAUAUGAAAAAAGUGAAAAAAUACUUUGUAUAUAAGAGAGAAAUGUAUUUAGAAGAUAGUGGCAUGCUUUUAUUGCAGUUCAAGAAGUUGAUUAAAACUAGUUAGAAGAAGUGAAAGCUUUGUAAUUAUAGGAAAGAAUAUUCAUACUAUAGUUAGAACGGGUGAAUUAGUUAUCUUGACGUAAGCAUAGUGAAACAAUUCCGGAAAAUGUAAGUUAUUGAAAGACAUUGAGGAAAGAUGGAAGAUGAAUUUUCAAGGCCGUCAUGACCUGAAGGGGAGAGCUUGAUAUGAUCUUUAAUAAAAAUGUAUAUUUGAAAACAUGAAUAUUUGUGCUGAGGAAAUUUAAGGAAUAGUAUAAACAUUUUUUCACGUCUACUAAAGUUUAGAUAAAUUUCAGUUACCCGCGUGAUUAUAUCAAUAUGUCAACAUGCAUUUUCAUUCGAGUCAUAUUACAUUAUUUUAUUAGAACGAUCAACACAAUCAAAUUCAUUUAAACAUUUUUUUUCAUAAUUAAAUCUUAGAGUUGAAAAUCUAGUGCCAUAUAUUCAUCUGUUUAUAUCAAGAAUUUCUUUUGAGUUUUACUCGUUGAUGUAAUUUGGAUACAUGCAAGGAAGUUUAACUUCUUGUUUUUGUCGCAAAAACACCGAACCAUCUUACAUGUCUCUGAUUUUAAAUCGCGUACAUCAUUUUAAAAAAACAAGUCUGUAUUUCUCUUUACUUGGAUCAGAAUCCACUCAAAAGUUGAAUUAAACGUCAGUUAUUAAGUCGUAAUGAUAUAUUUGAUAAACCAAGUCUUUUGGACCCUGUCUCAUCUCCUUAUACCGUGUGACAGUUGCAACCUCAUUCAACAGCUCCCUCAUAAGGUCUUGGAUUCACAAAGUGAUCUGUCUUCCACCAUGAUUUUCGCCCAUACUUCAGGAUUGUGCAAUAUUUUCGCCAGCAUAAUUUAUGUUAGAUUCGUAGAGAUUUGUAAAAUCUAUAUAAAAGGUAAUAGGUUUUGUUAUUUAGUUACGUACUUUUAUUAUCGUUUCAGAGAUCUAUAUGCCAUUGAGAAGAUAUUUUUGGUAAAGAGAAAAAAAAGUGAAAAAUCCCCAAAUCUGUCUUUCAUAAAUGUGAAAUUUUUUACAGUCUUAUACCGUUCUUCCGAUUUUGAUUAAAUCGUAAAAUUAACGAUAACUCGAUUUUUUUAAUCUAGUCUGUUCCUUUUUAAAUUUUCAUCAAUAUUAAAGAUUAAUUUGAAAAGAAAACAUGUGCAAAACAAAUGCAAAGCCAUUAGUUAGGGAAAAGCAUUAACAUAUCGUUGAUUAUUGACGUAAAGUCGUUACUUAGUAGUGAUGAGUUUAGUACAUUGAUAAUUAAGUAAAAGAGUAAAUGAUUGUUUAUAUGUGACAUUGGAUGGUGUAACAAUGUGCCCAAUAUAUACAGUUCAAACAACGAACAAGGGAGAUAAAUCAGAUAGAUAUUUUAUACUAAAUGUAUGCGUGCAGUUGUAAAAUUAAAAUAAAAUUUCUGUUUAAUUCUUUGUAAUAUUUGUAUAAUUUUCAAAUUACUUUGGAUUCUCCAAAUUGUUUAAAUGACGCAAUUAAUAACAAGCUUGUUGUUUAAAUAGUAAACUUAUCUUUUAAUGAUAUUAAUCAUAUGUUUUUCAAUCUAAAGUUUAAUUUUAGCAGUAGAUGGUAUGGACACAACCAGACGUCUGUCAACACGCACUCACCGGAAGAAACUGAUUAAAUCAAUUAAUGUAUAUCUAUAUAUCUAUCAGUAUGUUAAUUUCAUUUAAAAAUAUAGAUUAUGUAAUUAUUCGAUAUUUAUGUACAAUAGAAGAUCUGUAUCUAUUUGAGAAUUUUUUAUUGACAUUUACAUAUACAUAUCUGAGCAGGAAUCUUAUUUUAGCACUAUUUUGCUCUGAUGCUAUCUCGCUGAAAUAUGAUUGCGCUAAUUAAGUUCUGGAUAUUGUCUAUAUAGCCGUUCUUGUCGAUGGACAAAUUCGAUGAACAAAUUCGUUAUCGCGCUAAUUCGCCAAAGAGUUAUAAUGCGCUAAAAUUUGAUUACGCCAGUAAAAGAAAGGGACACAUAUCUGAAUGUUUCCUCCUGGUGGGGUUGUUUUUGGUGAUAAUGUGUGAUAUCACAUCUGCUGUUAUGGUAAGAUUCUCUCAAAUAAUUAUAUUUUCUCACUUUUAUACUUCCAUGUGUCAAUGAUCUAAACAAUCCACUUGCUGAUUUUUUUUUAUUCGAGCUUGAAUUUAGAAUAUUUUAUUUCUGAAAGUUGGUUGGUAGUACUUCAUAUUGUUUUUCUUCCCAGCUUCUGUAAGGGUGAAACACUUAAAAAAAGUGAUUGCUAUCAUAUCAACAUCUAUAUGUCUUUUAUUAAUCCAAAAUGACGAUUUUUACGUCUGUAAAAGAUGUUUUGUUAACCUCUUUGGGAAGUUUUUGAUGUGAUAUAACUUUUUUUUAAAAUUUUUGUUUAGGAAUAGAAAAUUUAGACAUUUUGUAUGCAAAAUUAAUUUUUAAAGGUGGUUAAAAACUUUAAAGAAAACGCUUUCAUUAUCAAAAUGCUUUUCGUUUGCAAUCGUGUUAAAGUAGAUGAAGCAAGUUGAAAUGUUGAAUUCUUGGUGAAAAUGCACAUUUGUUUGUAGUAUAGAAUAAAAUUUGUGGCUUUAUUUUACAUGAAAUAAUUUUCAUGUUUGUGUAAACGUGAUCUAAAAUUGUAAUUCUUUCUCCUAGAUAUUUAUACAAUUUACUGUGUAUAUUUACGUCAAAUUGUUACUAAGGAGUGUGAAUACAUUGAUUGUAUAAAUAAUGUAACAUCAUUAGUGUCUUCUCAGUGACAAUGUAGAGAUGUAGAAACGUCAUUAAUAAAACUAGUCUUAACUUCUUGAGAA
Messenger RNA from Ylistrum balloti, 14766 nucleotides. RefSeq names its product titin-like. The coding region runs from base 1 to 10251 and encodes 3416 amino acids. Lineage: Eukaryota; Metazoa; Mollusca; Bivalvia; Pectinida; Pectinidae. The record is from RefSeq and is a predicted model, not a curated record. The transcript has 16 exons.